Lycium ferocissimum is the source of this 858-nucleotide messenger RNA. RefSeq names its product protein STRICTOSIDINE SYNTHASE-LIKE 10-like. Gene Ontology annotation, biological process: biosynthetic process. The transcript has 2 exons. The coding region runs from base 1 to 642 and encodes 213 amino acids. NCBI's taxonomy places the organism in Eukaryota, Viridiplantae, Streptophyta, Magnoliopsida, Solanales, Solanaceae. Gene Ontology annotation, molecular function: strictosidine synthase activity. The record is from RefSeq and is a predicted model, not a curated record.
AUGGCUGCAAGAAACGUUCUUCAACAGCAAAACAGAGUCCAAAAAUUCCAAGGUAAGCCUUUGAUCUUCACAAAUGACAUCGAUAUUGAUGAUCACGACGAUGUGAUUUACUUCACGGAUACAAGCACAAAGUACCAGCGCAGACAAUAUUUCACGUCUCUUUUAAGUGGAGAUAGUACUGGCAGGCUAAUGAAAUAUACUAAAUCAACCAAAGAAGUAACAGUUUUAUUAGGAGGCCUUGCUUUUGCAAAUGGUGUAGCGUUGAGCAAAGACCAUUCUUUUGUGCUAGUGGUUGAAACUUCUAAUAGUAGAAUAUUGAGGUAUUGGCUUAAAGGCCCUUAUAAGGGAAAACAUGAUACAUUUGCUGAGUUGCCGGGGUUUCCUGACAACAUUAGAAUAAAUUCGAAAGGGGAAUUUUGGGUCGCUCUGCAAUCAUUUGCACAAGUGUUGAGUAUUUCAGGUUCUGACUUGUUAGGCGUGCAUGCUACUGCAAUGAAGCUAAGCGAGGACGGGCGAGUUUUGGAGGUUUUAGAAGAUGUUGAAGGCAAGACGUUGAGGUCUAUAAGUGAAGUUCAUGAGAAAAAUGGCAAGUUGUGGAUCUGUUCUGUUGUGAUGCCCUUUCUGGGAGUGUAUAGAUUAUGAGUUUUAAGUUAUAUACAUAUAGUCAGUAUAAAAGAUUUUUUUUACAUUAGGUCAUCCAAAGUAUAUCUAUAGCAUACCAACUACCUAGAGAUCACCCUACGAGUAAGUUAUGUUAAUUUUAGCUUCUAGUAUGAUGAUUUUAUUCUGUUGUUACUCAUCUAAAGGUUCCUUCUGUUUUCGCUUGAUGGUUCAGUAAGGAAUAUAUGCGUUCUUAUA